GCCCUGCCCCUGAAUUGUCAGACGGCGGGCGUCUGCCUCUGAAGUCAGCAGUGAUUUCCUUUAGAGCCUGGCCUUAUCUCCAGCUGCACGUUGCCUGUUGGUGACUAAUAACACAAUAACAUUGUCUGGGGCUGGAAUAAAGUUGGAGCUGUUUACCCCCACUCUAUAGGGGUUCAAUAUAAAAAGCCGGCGGAGAGCUGUACAGGUCAGACGCGCUUCUGCAUCUGUGCUGGGCGAGCGCUGCGAGGGUCCUUGGUCUCCGCUGCGGUCCCUGAGCACCACCGGCCGUGCGUCGUCCUCGGACUGCUCCCGCUGCCUGCUCCCCUGGCAGAACCUUUUUUUCCUCCCCAUUAAAGGGCACUUAGGCUGACGGAUCACUUUGAGAUCAGAAUAACCAGAAGUGCUUUAAGGGAACUGAAGCCGUUUUCCUUCGUUUUCCUUUGGGUUUAGUUUGCAGGGGAGGAAUUUUGAUCCCUUUUUUCAGAAUGGAUUAUUUUACCGUGAUUUUGCCUCUGCUGUUUGUGGCUUUCCAAGGAGCUCCAGAGACAGCCGUCUUGGGUGCUGAGCUCAGCACAGGGGUGGACAGCAGAGGAGAAAAGCCCUCUCCCAGUGCAGCCCGCCGCUCCAAACGCUGCUCCUGCUCUUCCUUGAUGGAUAAAGAGUGUGUCUACUUCUGCCACCUUGACAUCAUCUGGGUCAACACUCCUGGGCACAUUGUUCCAUAUGGGCUUGGAAGCCCUUCGAGGUCCAAGCGAUCCUUAAAGGAUUCAUUUCCUACAGAAGCCACAGACCAGAGCAGCAGCAGAUGCCAAUGUGCUAGCCAAAAAGACAAGAAGUGCUGGAAUUUUUGCCAAGCAGGAAAAGCACUCAGGGACCAAGACACUAAGCAGAAAGACUGGAAUAAUCAUAAGAAAGAAAAAGACUGUUCCAAGCUUGGAAAGAAGUGUAUUCAUCAGCAGCUGGUGGAAGGAAGGAAAAUAAGAAGGUUGGAGACCAUCAGCAAUAGCAUCAAAACAUCUUACCGUAUUGCCAAGCUGAAAGCCAAGCUCUACAGGGAGAAGAAAGUGACCCACAACCGAACACACUGAUGACAGAGUCCUGUCUGAAGCCCAUCUCCUCCACAGAGAGAGCCACGCUGCCUGGCACUCUUGCCACAGUGGCCUGGAUCAGAGCAAAAACAUCCUUCCUGCUAAGACCGUUUCCUGUUCCGGACGCAAAGGACCAGUGUCCUCCUUCUAAACAUUCCAAGAACAGUUAAGGAGUCCCCCAACUUGCUUCCAUCAGUGGGAACUACUUUUGUCUUUCCUCCUUUGGGGUGACAACGGACCACUCAGAGAAAGCAGAGAGACAGAAUGACUUGCAAAUUCUGGUGGCACUCUCCACCCGGAAGGAAAGGGACUCCAUGUGGGUGAGGUUUCUGAAGGGGGUCUGGAGGGAGUGUUUGUGUCUCACUCAGGCACCUGGCACAUUUCAGGGAGCAACUGCAAAGUCCAGGAAAAGAUUUUCUAAGGAAUGCACAAAUUGAAAACAUACUCUAGUUAAAAAAAAA
Phyllostomus discolor (pale spear-nosed bat) is the source of this 1549-nucleotide messenger RNA. RefSeq names its product endothelin 1 (gene EDN1). Bases 486 to 1088 code for a protein of 200 amino acids. Gene Ontology annotation, biological process: vein smooth muscle contraction; regulation of systemic arterial blood pressure by endothelin; intracellular calcium ion homeostasis. Gene Ontology annotation, molecular function: endothelin A receptor binding; hormone activity; endothelin B receptor binding. Gene Ontology annotation, cellular component: extracellular region. The record is from RefSeq and is a predicted model, not a curated record. NCBI's taxonomy places the organism in Eukaryota, Metazoa, Chordata, Mammalia, Chiroptera, Phyllostomidae. The transcript has 5 exons.